This is a messenger RNA of Triticum urartu, 780 nucleotides long. The record is from RefSeq and is a predicted model, not a curated record. Lineage: Eukaryota; Viridiplantae; Streptophyta; Magnoliopsida; Poales; Poaceae.
AUGUCGCACAAGCCUGCAUCAGCCCUGAAGACCAUUCCACUCAUCUGGCCCUUCGCUGUUUGGGGACUGGACAUGGUUGGCCCAUUGAGAACAGGCAGGAGCGGUUUCACACAUGUGCUUGUGGCAGUCGACAAGUUUACCAAAUGGAUUGAAGCUAAGCCUAUCAAGAAUCUUGAUGCUUGCACUGCUAUCAGUUUCGUCAGAGAGUUAACAUUCAGAUAUGGAGUCCCGCAUAGCAUCAUCACCGACAAUGGGUCAAACUUUGAUUCAGACAAGUUCAGAGCUUUUUGUGCCUCUCAAGGCACAGGAGCCGACUACGCAUCGGUCGCCCACCCCCAGUCGAAUGGACAAGCAGAAAGGGCAAAUGGUCUGAUUCUCAAAGGACUAAAGCCUCGGAUGAUGCGUGAUCUCAAGCACGCAGCAGGCGCUUGGUUCGACGAGCUUCCGUCAAUUAUGUGGGGAUUGAGGACCACCCCGAAUCGGUUGACUGGAAGAACUCCGUUCUUUCUGGUUUACGGAGCGGAAGCAGUCCUACCGAGUGAUCUACUUCACAAUGCACCCCGAGUCGAGCUUUAUACCGAAGAUGAAGCAGAACAAGCCCGGCAAGACGCAGUCAACCUCCUGGAAGAAGAAAGAGAAAUGGCUAUGAUCCGAUCGACCAUUUAUCAGCAAGACUUGCGUCGAUUACAUGCCAGAAAUGUGAAGAGUCGAGCCUUCCAAGAAGGAGAUUUGGUCCUCCGAGUGGAUCAACAGAAACCACACAAGCUCAGUAAAACAUGA